This is a messenger RNA of Stylonychia lemnae, 2241 nucleotides long. NCBI's taxonomy places the organism in Eukaryota, Ciliophora, Spirotrichea, Sporadotrichida, Oxytrichidae. The record is from the annotation of a GenBank genome assembly.
AUGCAAGAUUCAGAGUCUACUUGGCGUAGAAAAAAUGAUGAUGAUCAUAUGUAUCAAAAAUUUCGUCAAAACCUAGGUAUCAAUAAUCCUAUUAACCCUGGAACUCCUAGUAAUUACGGAAAGAAAAAUGAUAGGUAUGUUUCUCCAACAUUUAAAAGUGAGAAAUCUGUGUUUGGAGAUGCAACUAAUAGGUUUACUGAAGAGAAAUCUAAGAACAUAACUCCAGCGUAGAACAGAGGUAGUUAGAAAAAGACAUUUGAAACAUGCCAAUCUUAGCUGAGUUUUAAUAAUCAUUAAAACCAAUCAAAUUCUAGAAAGAAUGAUAGAGAGGAUACUUCGCAGAAUAGAAUUAUAUAAUCACCUGAGUAUGAUGCCACUUAGUUGAGGGCUAAGGGAGCAUUAAACUACAAGAAUUUUAGUCAAGUUUAGAUUGGAUUCAAUGAUCAUAAUGAAUAAGCUUAUAAAUUGCAGUUCAGUGAAAAGAAGAACCCAAUCAUGUUUAAAAUGAAAAAUAAUCAAUAAACUGAGAGGAUUCAUAGAAAUAACUAAGUAUAAUCCUAGAUUCAGAGUAAGAACAAUUCUCAAGAGAGGACAUAAGAAUUAUUUUUCGGAGGUAAAAAGAAGUAUGAGAACAAUCACUCCUAUAACAGCAGAAUGGGUGAUACACUAAAUCAUGAAAGUAAUUUAAAAGAAUAGAGAAAAAAACUUAUUUAGUAAGUUGCUACAAAGCAAAGAGACUAAAUUGCUUAAUAGUCUUCUGAAAAAGACAGAAUGAGAGUUACAUUCAAUUAAUGUGGGCCUAAUCAUGAAAGUAAGACUAUGGUAAGGAAUGAUUCUACGACAAUGGCUUGUGUUUUAGGAGCAUCUACAUCAUAAUCUAGGAUCAAUACUGUAAAGGCAACUUUUGUAAAUGAUGAAAACAAUAUAAUGAUGCCUGAGAUUAGUGACCACAUCUAUUACAAGACAGUGGAUUAAAAUUUGUUAAUCAAUGAUUGUAGUUCUAACAAUCAUCAGUUUAAAGACAAAUUUGAAAGAAUUCGAGAAUACACUAAAGAUUAUGAACCACCUGAUUGGGCAUUUUAUUCAUCUUAGUAAGAUCCAUUCUAGAGUGCAUUUAAAAAGAAAUAAGAAGCAAGAAACUAUUCUGUUGACAAGUUAUUUUAAGAAUGUAAACUAGUAAAGGAAGAAUAAGAAGUUAAUAUUAAAAAGUUAAAAAUGUAAGCAACUGACAGCGACAGUUUUGUUUAAACAUUCUUAGGUGAGACUCUUUAAUUGAGAAAUAUAAGAUAAAACAAGUCUAUUGAAGCAAGAAAAAAAUAUAUCAAAGAUUAAGUAAUGCCAUUAAGUGAAUAUCAUAUUCAAGAAUUGUAGAAAAAAUCACUCCAAAAUGAUGAAUUUGGAGAUAAAGGAGUUUACAACAUGAUUUUUUAAAAUCAAGAAUGCAGAUAAGAGCAUUAUCAAAAUUAAUAGAUUGAGACUCAAGAUUACCUUCAAAGACAAUAAGUUAAUGAUAAGAGUAAAGUAGUCUUAGAAAAGAUUAAAAACAUAAUUGAGGAUUAGAAAAAAUAAGAUGAGGGAAUGGAACGCUCAAACAGAAAAAUAUUGUUAGCUCAAUAAUUGAAAUUGGAAUAGAAUAAAAAGAAUCGUGAUUUCGAUAAAAUGAAUAGUGCUUUAAAAAAGGGAAUGGAUAAAUUUAUGAAGACAUAAUUUUUAACAUAUGAUAUUCAAAACAGAAUGAAGGAUACACAAGUUUAGCUAAAUUUUUCAUAAAAUAACUAAACUAAAAGGCUUUCAAAUAUUGUUGAGAGUAUGAAUUCACAAAAUCUAAAUAAAAGAGUGUCAUUAAAUGAGACUAGUAAUAAUAAAUCAAUGAGGCAAUUUAAUGUUAUAAAACCAGUAGCAUAAUCUUUUAAUAUACAUGAUGAGGAUAACUAAUCAAUGAUAUAGCUGUAAAAGGUUUAGUCAAACUUGUAACUUAGCAAAGGAAAUUUAUUGAAUUUUGAAAAGCAAUCUAAUCAAAGUGACUUAAAGUAAAGAAAUGAAAAUAAUUGUUUAUCAGUUGCAUCUACAGUUUCUAGUUGCGCAUAAAAUUAGUAUACAAGAGCAAAUAUAUCUUAAAAGGAAUAUGAGAUAAGAAAAAAGCAAAUACAGGCUAGAAAAAAUCAAUAAUUCAAGCCUCUGAUAGCAGACUCUAGAAGUACUCAGCUGUUAAACCAAACAAUAAAGAGAAAAUUCUGUUGA